This is a messenger RNA of Triplophysa dalaica, 3524 nucleotides long. Its product is annotated as macrophage mannose receptor 1-like. The record is from RefSeq and is a predicted model, not a curated record. The coding region runs from base 64 to 1854 and encodes 596 amino acids. The transcript has 13 exons. Lineage: Eukaryota; Metazoa; Chordata; Actinopteri; Cypriniformes; Nemacheilidae.
UUUGAAUAAAGUCUCAAACUAUACCAUCAAGCUGGAGAAGAGACAGACUUCAAUCCCAAAGCUAUGUUACCACUGCUUCUUAUCUCAGGUUUUAUCACCUGCACCUUGUGUGUUCCACGUCAGUAUACUUUUGUAAAUGAAUCCAAGACAUGGACAGAAGCUCAGAGCUACUGUAGAGAUAAAUACACUGAUCUGGUCACCGUUGAAAAUGAACAAGAGACGGUGCAGUUACUCAACACAGUGAAUGACUAUAACUCCACUGAUCUGGCCUGGAUUGGACUCUAUGAUGAUCUGAACAGUUGGAAAUGGGCUCUAGAGGACAGUGAAUUCUUCAGUCAGGAACAGAAACAGUUCAGGAACUGGUAUAAACAAGAGCCAGUGAAUUAUGGAGGACAGAGUCUAUGUGUGUACAUGUAUGCAUACUAUGGGAGAUGGUAUACAGCAAAUUGCGACAACACACUUCUUUUAUCUGCUAUGACGCUCACAGAUACUGCAGAGAAAAUCACACAGACCUUGUCAGUGUCAGGAAUGAAGAUGAAAACCAGAAGAUCCGAAAUUCACUCAAGAAUUACUAUUACGGGAGCGUUUGGAUUGGUCUGUACAGAACUAGAUCUUGGUCAGAUCAGAGUAACUCUACAUUCAGUAACUGGAGGUCAGGAGAACCGAAGUAAUGCAGGAAACAGUGAACACUGUACUGCUGUGUCAUUCAGUGAUGAUGGGAAAUGGACGGAUGAAAACUGCAAUAAUAUUUUACCAUUUAUUUGCUAUAAUCUGUCGUAUUUGGCAUCAUCCCGUCAGUAUCACUUUAUAACAGUGAAUAAGAGCUGGUCUGAAGCUCAGACAUACUGCAGACAGAAUUACAUUGAUCUGGCCACCAUUGAUAACAUGACAGAGAUGAACAGUGUGAUGAACACAGUUAAUGGGAGUUAUAAUGGAUCAGCCUGGAUUGGACAGUAUGAUGAUGUCAACAGCUGGAGAUGGUCACUGGAUGAUGAUGAUUUCUAUCAGGAUGGAGAGAGAGAAUUCAGAAACUGGAAUCAUCAACCAGACAACUAUGGUGGAAAUGAGCUGUGUGUUUAUAUGAAUUAUGAUGGCGAAUGGUUUGAUUCAUCAUGUGACAAUCCCUUGUCAUUUGUUUGCUACAAUAGGAGCAGUAUCACGCAGAGUUACGUCAGAGUUGAUGACGGAAGAAGCUGGACAGAAGCUCAGAGAUACUGCAGAGAAUAUCACACAGAUCUCGCCAAUGUGAGAAACCAGACAGAGAAUCAGAAGAUCCUGGAGAUUACAGGUGGUAACGUCUGGAUUGGUCUGUACAGGAACAGGAUUUGGUCAAAUGGUCAAAAUACCAAAUAUCUAAACUGGAAACCAGAAACUCCAUAUUCAUACCCACAACCAGAUAAUGGAAAUUAUGCUUAUGGCCAGAGGGGUAACCAGCGCUGCACUGCUGUAUCAUUCAGAUAUUCAGGCAGAUGGACAGAUGAGAACUGCUUAUCCAACAUGCCCUUCAUCUGCUACAGUAGAACCUGCACACAAUCAUCUUGCAGUGUCCAUCAGUAUCACUUUAUAUCUGAGAAUAAGAGCUGGUCUGAAGCUCAGACAUACUGCAGACAGAAUUACAUUGAUCUGGCCACCAUUGAUAACAUGACAGAGAUGAACAAACUCAUUAAAACAGUACGAGGGAUUUACUUUGGUUCAGCCUGGAUUGGACUGUAUGACGAUCUGAAGAUCUGGAGAUGGUCUCUGGGAAACACAGAGUUAGGAGGAGGUUUUAAAAGCUGGUAUGUUCAGCAACCAACAAACUGGAAUGGACAGAGACUCUGUGUGUCCGUCAUAUUACAGAGGAAUAUGGAAUGAACAGUAUUGCUCCACUUCCCUUCCCUUUGUUUGCUAUGAUGGAAGACAGAAUGCCAGUGCAAGAUUUGUGUUUGUUAACAAUUACGUAAACUGGACUGAAGCUCAGAGAUACUGCAGAGAACAUCACACAGAUCUUGUCAGUAUCAGGAAUGAGACUGAAAACGAGAAGAUCCAAUUUCUUUUGCAGACUGAAAACUUUAAUCAUUAUCAUUUUUGGAUUGGUCUGUACAGAACUAGAUCUUGGUCAGAUCAGAGUAACUCAACAUUCAGUAACUGGAAGACAGGAGAACCAAAUAAUGCAGGAAACAGUGAACACUGCACUGUUGUGUUAUUCAGUGAUGCUGGGAAAUGGACGGAUGAAAACUGCAAUGAUAUUUUACCUUUUCUUUGCUAUAACUGGUCCUCUUUGGCAUCAUCCCGUCAGUAUCACUUUAUAACAGUGAAUAAGAGCUGGUCUGAAGCUCAGACAUACUGCAGACAGAAUUACAUUGAUCUGGCCACCAUUGAUAACAUGACAGAGAUGAACAGUGUGAUGAACACAGUUAAUGGGAGUUAUAAUGGAUCAGCCUGGAUUGGACAGUAUGAUGAUGUCAACAGCUGGAGAUGGUCACUGGAUGAUGAUGAUUUCUAUCAGGAAGGAGAGAGAGAAUUCAGAAACUGGAAUCAUCAACCAGACAACUCUGGUGGAAAUGAUCUGUGUGUUUAUAUGUUGAAUGAUGGAAGCUGGUCUGAUUUAUCAUGUGACCAUUCCUUACCAUUUGUUUGCUAUGAUGGACAAGGAAACACCUCCCAGAGGUAUAUUUGGGUAAAUCAGUACCAGUCCUGGAGUGAAGCUCAGAGAUACUGCAGACAGUUUUACACAGAUCUGGCCAUCGUGAGAAAUGAACAGAACAUCAACAGAUGCUGAACGUUACAGUUUCUUAUUAUUAUUAUGGGUGGAUUGGUCUGUACAGAAACAGACUGUGGUCAGAUCAGAGCAACUCUUCUUUCACAUACUGGCUGCCUGGGACGCAAAAUCUUUAUCCACAACCAGAUAAUGGUUUAUAUGUUGAUGGACUUCUGGGAGCUCAACAUUGUACUGCUGUGUCUUUACAAUCUUUUGGCCAGUGGACAGAUGAGAGCUGCUUUGAGCGUUUGCCUUUCUUCUGUUAUGGAGAACCAACAGCUUCAGAUAAUGUGGUGGGAAUCAGACUGCAAGUUACAAGUGAAGAAAAUCUGUCAAAGUCUCGGAUUGAAGAACUCGUGAUUAUAAAACUCCAGGAAGAAUUUAAAAAACGUGGACUUCCCAGUAACUUCACCAUGAGUUUGAGAAACUAUCGUAAAAUCGCUCCAUGAGAGAUGACACCAAACACACUCGCACGCACUGCAUGUUUUAUCUAACCAUCACUAUACUUCUGCAUAUUUCUUGCAAUACUGUUAAUGUAUCUGAUUUAACAUGAAUGAAGCUUUGAAUUAAUAUAGGACAGAGUUUUAUCAUAAAUACUGACUUUUUCUUGUUUAAUAAUGUUUAAUAUUGUCAACUCAGUUAUCUAGACAAUUUAAUAUACUGUUAAUUGAAGUAAUCAAUCUAGAUCUGACAUCUAAAUGAAAUAUCGGAUUCUUAUAAAAUUCUAUUAAACUAUAUGUUUGUAUCUCAUUUGUUGUAUGUAUACGAAUCUACUCAACAUACU